Molecule: messenger RNA, 3259 nt
Organism: Diabrotica virgifera virgifera (western corn rootworm)
Lineage: Eukaryota; Metazoa; Arthropoda; Insecta; Coleoptera; Chrysomelidae
Exons: 3
Coding region: 366-3170 (934 amino acids)
Source: RefSeq, a predicted model, not a curated record
ACUAGCUCUUAGACUAUCAGCAUCUUUAGCUAAUAAUCUAGUUGAAUUGUUUAGAUUUGUUUGAUUUGCAUCUAUGUAAAUUUAAAGGGUCAAUAUUGCAUUCACUGUAUUUAAAUUUAUUAAUUUGUAUUUAUUAUUAACAAACCCAGCAAACAUUCUGGCUUCUUUGAUUUCCAACCAGGCCCUAUAAAUUUUACAUUUUUAAUGAUAACUAAUUUAUACCUUUCUUGUUAGGACUAGCUGAACUAACAUUACAUAAUAAUUAAAAUAAAAUAAAAUUAUUAUGAACAGUGUAAAAGUUAGAGAGUAUGGCUUAAGUACGUCGUUGCAAUCAAACUGUGCUCGAAUCUGACAGCACUGUUAUAAUGUAUCUAAUAAGAAUAGGUACUAUAUAUACUCCGAGAUAUACUCGUAAAAAGGCAUUGCUUUAUUUAAGAGUUAGAUUUGUUAUUAUUUUCAGGUUACUUACGAUGGAAUAUAUUAAUGGUUUGUUAAAAAGUUUUGAAGCUGAAGUUCCCGCUUAUCUCAAAUCACUUCUUAUAUACAACGGAUUUGAUAAUUUAUAUUCCCUUUCACAGUUUAAUAUUGAUGAAGACAUUGAGAGAAUGGAGUGUUAUGCAAGGGACGUCCUUUCAAAGGUAUUGAAAGGAGAAGAAAAAAAAGCAAUGUUUGGAAUUGUCAGCGAAGAAUGCUCUCUAUUUAAAAUUCCGGAAGGCCAUAAAAAGCUUUUGCGCUUUGUAAAGGAAGAAUCAGAAAAAAAAAUUAAACUGCUAAAACGUCCACUUCUUUGUGAAAGGUCUGAAGGCUGUCCAGCUGAAAAAACUUUCCCCAAAAAGAGAAGAACAGUGACAAAUAAAAGUACAUCUCGAUCUGAGAGUGGUAAUGAAGGCGAUGGUUUUUGUACUCCAAAUGAUGGUUGUGUUUCUCAAGAUGAAGAGCAAGUUAAUUAUGCGAUGCAGCAUGUUUUAAAUAUUAGUCGAAGCUAUAUCGAUAAAUUUUCACGAAAUGAAUUCGACAAAGGCAAAAUUAGUGAAGAACGAUUACAAGAUGUUUUAAAUAAUUCCAAAAACCUUAAAGUCAAAAUGGAUGGUGAAUUUACUGCAAAAAUAUCUUGCCCUUUAUGUACAUUUAUUUCUUCAGCCUAUUCAGUGAAGAACUCCAAAACCGGAAGAAAAUGGGUGAUUUCAAACUUCCUGAGACAUUAUAAAAUACAUUUUAAAGAUGAUGGAACCAACUUAACUAAAAAAUUACCGAUUAAACCGCAGAAACCCGAAAUUCAGACCACUAUACUUAACUUUAUAAAAAAAGAUGCUAAUAAAAAAUGUGACUUAAACCAAGAUUUUGAAGAUCCAAGAGGAAAUCUCUUUGACCUAACCGAUCCCAAUACAGAUUUAAAUUAUGGAGCUUCGACAUCAUCUGAAUUGCACUUGGAAUUGACUACUGAAUUGAGUCAAAAUGAUUCGUUCAUUGACCAAAAUUACGAAAUUCAUGAUGAGGCACAGCAAAAUAAUCCUAAUGGGGUUUUUUUACACUAUAACACAGACCUCGACACAGACUCUCCAACAGAUAAUCAAUCGUCGAGUCAACUAAGAACAAUUGUUGUUAAUGAUUUUUCUACUGAGGAACAUCAAGGAGCCAGCCAAGUUGUAAAUGAUAUCCCAGUAUCUGAAUUAGAGUAUAAUCCAGACAAUUCAUCUCCAUUGGAAGAUUUUUUCUUUCUUGACAAUGUAGCGGAAAUCAAUCAAAGCAAUAAUGGUUCUGAAAAAGUAAAGUCUCCCAAAGCUAAAUCUUUAUUUGAUGAUAGCAAUUCCAGAAGAGAAAGAAGCUUGCGCAUAUUAAAUGAGUUACCAUAUCAUCAAACACAAAUAACAACUUUUCUAAAUACCAUAAAUCAUGCCAUAGACACUAACCCAGAAGUUACAAACACCCUAAGUAUCCUUACCGAAAAUCAAGGCAUUAAUAAAUUUAAUUAUGGCACCAAAGGCCUACUAAAAUAUCUAUUAGACUCAGCAAUAAGAAACUCUAAAAAUAAAUCAGGACACACAAAUAAAUUUGAUGAUGGAAUGAAACGAUUCUGGCUUUAUAUAUUCAUUAGCGCAGGAAGGAUGAGUUAUGAAAUAUUGCACUCAAAUUUAAAAAAUAUACUGCCUUCUGUCACAACUAUUCACAGACAACUAGAAGAAAUGAAUAAUAUAUUAGAGGGUGAAGUGAGAAUUGAAGACUUAAAACUUUAUUUACAGAAGAGAAAUUAUCCACCCAUAAUUUUUAUAUCCGAAGAUCAAACUGCACUCAUCAAAAAAGUCCAAUAUGAUUCAGCUUCAAAUCAAAUGGUUGGCUUUGUAGCACCUUUACAGGAACAGACGAGAUUUCCUCGCAUUAACAAAUUCCCAGUUGAUUCAGUUAGCGACAUUGAAAAUGCUUUUAAGAAUAAAACAUUAGCAAUAAAUGCAUAUAUUUUUAUGGCUCAGCCAUUAGUAGAUGGAUCACCCGCAUUUUGUAUAUCAAUAUUUGGCAGUGAUAAUAGAUUUACCUCAGAAGAUGUUUAUAAACGAUGGCAAUAUCUCAUAAAGGAAGCAGGAAAACAUGGAAUUACAAUUUUGGGCUUUUCAAGCGAUGGUGACACUCGGUGCUUAAAAAGUAUGAAAAUUAUAUCGAAAUUGUCAUUUACUUCAUUGAACCCUUACUCUCCCUAUUUUCAGGCGAAUUACAAUUUAGAAAAUCCAGCAGUUUUUCAAGACACUAUACAUAUAUCAACAAAGCUUAAGACUCGUUUAUUAAAUGAAAAUAUUUCUAUGAAUAUGGGAGGAAAACGAGUAUCUAUUGACAAUAUCCGGUACAUAAUUGAAAACUAUCCUAGAGAUAAACACUUAUUAUGCAAGAGCUUCCUUGAAUCUUCCGACAAAAUGAACUUCAAUGCAAUAGACAAGUUAAGUUCUGAACAUGUCACAAAUAUGCUUAAGGAAGUUCCCAACGCCGAAGCUACAAGGCAAUAUUUAAUACUGACUCGCAACAUAUUGGAUGCAUUCUUGUUAAAAGAAAUUAGUGUUGAAAGACGAGUAUACCUAAUUUGGUAUUCAACUUUUUUCAUGCGUAUUUGGAAAGCCUGGCUAAAAAAAAUGGUGAAAAUAUCCAAAAGAAUUUUAUCACCACAAAUGCCUAUACAUGCAUAGAAAUAAACGCUCAUGGAAUUAUUUUAGUCAUUGAAAAACUUCGGCAAAAUGGAAUUUCAGAAGCUUUUCUUCCAUGGCUGUAUAGCAGU